Messenger RNA from Tripterygium wilfordii, 2825 nucleotides. RefSeq names its product auxin-induced protein 15A-like. Gene Ontology annotation, biological process: response to auxin. Lineage: Eukaryota; Viridiplantae; Streptophyta; Magnoliopsida; Celastrales; Celastraceae. The record is from RefSeq and is a predicted model, not a curated record. Bases 1735 to 2037 code for a protein of 100 amino acids. The transcript is spliced from 4 exons.
UCAUCAGGCCAGGACUGUCUUCUUAUUAUGCUUAAUUAUAUAAGGUGAAACAAAAAAUGGGGAAGAUACUGAAGAAAUCAGUCCAAUUUCUAUGUGCCAUCCUUCUCAAUAUGGUCAGUUACAUAUUCGUUGCCUAUAACAGUAAUUUUGUUUUUCCGAACAGGGCAUUGACUGACUUUGUUUGGCAGCUGUCUAUAGCAACAAGUGCUGGAGGGAUUGAUUCUGGACCUGGUAUUUCUGUUCAUUUCCAGCCACAGUAAUCUGCUUUGGAAGAGCGUAUUCCCACCCGAGGGGAAUUGUGCCAGAAGAUCAAACAAAUUCAGGAGCUCCAUGCGACUUGCUUUACAGUUUGUUUUCCUUCUCUUUCAUAGAGCUACUAAUAGUAUCAGUCUUCACUUGAUCUGAAUCAGGUGUUGGUGGACUUUGUUUGGCAAGCAGAUGGUCUAAAGCAUGAAAUGCUGGAGAGGGUGUUUCUGGACGGGGAAGUUAUUGCAGUUCAUUUCCAGCCUCAAUCAUAAGGGCAUUGACAAACUUUGUUUGGCGGGCUGUUUAUAGCAACAAGUGCCGGAGAGAUUGAUUUUGGACGUGGUAUUUCUUUUUCAUUUCCAGCCUCAGUAAUCUGUGAUGGCACUGCUGCAUGCCAGUUGCUUUACAGUGUAAGAAUCCAUAUUUACCCCUUUUUUUUUCCGUCGGUUGCUCUACUAAUUUCAAGUGGAAUCCAGUAGUUUCUUGCCGAAAACGGCUUGUUGUUUGUGAAAAAGUGUGAAACUAACAAUAUCAAUCAGUGGCAUUGACUACAACAAUACUUAACUGAUUGUUAUUCUUGCCAUAGUGAGUAAUGGAUAUGUACCAUAUAGGUCAGCGGGCAAACCAAGUACCAAAUCCACUUGGUUAACCUUUAAACAUCAGCUGGGCAUACCAGUACUAAUGCUUGGAAUGCUGUAGAUCUACCGAAAGGGACCCUGAAAAAUAUCAUUAAUCAUUCACUUAGCUACGUGUUUAGGUGGGCUGUGAUGUGGACUGAUAUAUGAGCACACUUCAUGUGAACAUCAUGAUGGCCUGUCUAUCGACUUGAUGCCCUUAUCCAUAUUAGUUCACUGCUCAUAACCUCUACUUUACCGUUAUAUAAUUCAACAAUUAUUCUAUCUAGUCCUAGGAACAUUCAUGCCAAAAAUGGAGAGGCCGGCUUUUUUAUGGACAUUGCAUUAGGUUAUCUGAAUAACUGUUUCCUGGUUUGAGUUGAGUGAAAUGGCCAAGUCUGUCAAAUCUGUUUUAUUGCAUUGUUAUCUUAUCAGAUAAUAUCACAUGUGGUGGUGAUAUCACCCUGGAAAAGUGUAGCAGACAUGUUUGAAUACUAGCUAAUGGACUUCAUCUAUACAAAAUCUUUUUAAAUCUCCAAGUGGUCCUGCAUGUUUCUUGAAGUAGUGGAACAUGGGUUGUUGCUUGUUACAAGAAUGCCAUUGCACAAUGACUGCUAUAUUUCUGAUGGUUAGUUGGAUAACAAAGCAUGUGAUUGCCUUGUGACCUUGUCCCUCAUCGAGCCCUAUCUACUUGCCUCUUGGUCAUUACUCAGAGAUCAGAGAUGAAAUGUUCUUGUAUAAGCUCUUUCAUCUAUAUAUACUUGUCUGUGUGUGGAUUGGCAAGCAACUCAAGUUCUAGUAUCCUCAAACACCAAAAGUUGCCUUUUUUUCCUUCAACUUAAAGUAUUCAGAGAUUUUCUUUCCCUUGUUAAGCAUGGGUUUUCGUUUGCCUGGUAUUGUUCAAGCUAAGAAAGCUCUUCGACAUCUUCCCGGUACUGCUAACCAAGCAGCUCCAGGGGCCUUAGAUGUUCCAAAGGGCUACUUUGCAGUAUAUGUUGGUGAAAACGAAAAGAAGCGUUUUUUGAUCCCAGUAUCAUACUUGAACCAGCCUUUGUUCUUGGAUUUGCUCAGUCAAGCUGAAGAAGAAUUUGGAUUUGAUCAUCCGAUGGGUGGUCUUACAAUUCCUUGCAGUGAAGACAUCUUCAUUGAUAUCACUAAUCGCUUAACCAGGUCAUGAAAGAGUACUUGGACAUAGAAGAGGCUGACCAGUUUUGUAGACAUUUAGCAUUACCAUGUACAAAACAAUUUAUUUCAUCUUUUUUCCUGCAUAGAAAUGCAGUUUGUUACAAAAUCUCUUCAUUGAGAAUUAGAAAUAUCAGAUCAACUGAUUCUCUAGACUCUGUAAUUCUUUACUUCUCUCUUUAGACCUACUCUGGAAUUGUUCUCCUAUUUGUCCUCAAUAUUAUCCAAGGGUUAGAGUUUGGUCUGGAAAUCUCUAUCUAUCUUAAUCGGUAACAUGACGCUGUGGUGAAUAUGGUGCAACAAUGAGUUGGCUCAUAGAUGAUUUAUAAGGUUUGGGGUUCUCUCUUAAUCUAACACUUCUACUUCGGUGGUCAAGUUCUCCAUCUGAAACUAGAAAAGAAAUGAUCUAUUAUUCCUCUUAUGUUGACCUCCCCGUUGCUUGUGAUUCAAGAAUUUACCUGUUACUUUGCAGUCUGCAUUUGUAAUUUGAGCUAAAUAUCACAAAGAUGCCUUUGUUUUUUCUUUUUUCUCUGAAUGGUUACAUAUCACGAGGCAUGAAUACUUUCCCUUACUUAAAGAAGUAUCAAUAUUCAUAUUUGGUUGCCCUCUAAGGUUCAUGACAUCAUUAGGCACAUGAGCUGAAAUGUCAUUAGGCCAUGAAUGUCUUCUUGUCGUGCUUAAUUAUAUGAGGUGAAACAAAAAUGGGGAAGAUACUGAAGAAAUCAGUCCAAUUUCUAUGUGCCAUCCUUAACAAUCUGGUCAGUUACAUAUUCAUUGCCUGUA